Molecule: messenger RNA, 1098 nt
Organism: Penicillium subrubescens
Lineage: Eukaryota; Fungi; Ascomycota; Eurotiomycetes; Eurotiales; Aspergillaceae
Exons: 2
Coding region: 1-1098 (365 amino acids)
Biological process (GO): anaphase-promoting complex-dependent catabolic process
Cellular component (GO): anaphase-promoting complex
Source: RefSeq, a predicted model, not a curated record
AUGCUCUCACUCCCCUUUCUCACCCCGCAAGACUCCCACGAACUCUGGUUCGGCGCUUCUCAGCCCUACCGCUCCUCCUCUCUACAACAACCCCACCACGACGCUCCAAGCCAUCACCCAAACCGUCGCAACAAUGUCUCAGCUCCAACCAACCACCGCGCUUUCCUCCCCUCACGCGCCCCAAAUAACUCCCUCGCCGCUCUACACGCGGAAGAACGCGCCCUGCGCUCGCGCAAGAAUAACAUCGCCUCCUUCGGCUACUCCUGGAUCCGGCCUGCCGGCUGCGCCAAAACCAUGUUGGGCAUGAAAGAAGAAGAGGCCGAGCGCGAAGAAGCACUCGCAGCGCUAGCUGCCGAACAGGAAGCUGCUGCCGCAGUUGAUCCCGAUGAUGUGGGGAUGACGAUGGGCGAAGAGGGCGAGGAAGAAGAGGGUAUGGAGCGCGACCUGGACGAUGAUAUCCCCGAGGCGGAGGAAGGUCUUGUCGAAGAGGGUGAAGAGGGACUCGAGGAGGAUGGAUUGGGCGAUGAGGAGGGUUACAUGGAGCGGGACCUGGACGAUGAUAUUCCCGAGGGAUACCCCGAUGAUGACUACGAGGAAGAGUCCGAUCUGUACGAGGAAGAAGUCGACGAGGACUUUGAUAACCAACCCGAUCUUGAUGCGGAUAUUCCCGAGGCUGCAGGCAGCGAGGAUCUCAGCCGUGAUUUGGAUGAUGAUAUUCCUGAUGCGGUUGAGGAUGGAUUUGAGCAGGAGGGUGAGUGGCAGCAUACUGAUACUGAGGAUGAGCUUGAUAACGAGGAUGAAGAUGAAGAACAGGGGAGUAUCACGCGUCCGCGCUUGGAGAACUUCCGCACGAGUACUCCGAACAGUCGUGGAUUACCGCCUCCCCCGUUUAUGCGUCGGGAUGUCCAGGGCGAGACGGAGGCUCAGCGGCGGUUUAUUAAUCGCUGGAGUGGUGGGGGUGAUGCAUUUGACUCGAGCAGUAUGAUGUUUGAGGAAGAUGAUCUACGUGCUUCGAUUACGAGUCAGAGUAGUCGACGCAGCGGCUUUGGUCGGCAUUAUCCUCGCCGUGUGGGUGGUCCUCGGGACAGCCUCAAUUGA